Molecule: messenger RNA, 1326 nt
Organism: Musca vetustissima
Lineage: Eukaryota; Metazoa; Arthropoda; Insecta; Diptera; Muscidae
Product: zinc finger protein 62-like
Exons: 3
Coding region: 1-1326 (441 amino acids)
Biological process (GO): regulation of transcription by RNA polymerase II
Molecular function (GO): RNA polymerase II cis-regulatory region sequence-specific DNA binding; DNA-binding transcription factor activity
Source: RefSeq, a predicted model, not a curated record
AUGGCCAAGGAAGAUGCAGCAGCCAUGACACCACCAUUGACGGAAUGCGGCAAACUUUAUGAGAAUUUGUUUACAAAGCUAUUACCCGAAUCCUACGAAUAUUAUCCACGUUAUUUGUGCAACAGUUGUGGCCUACAAAUGAAGUUAUUUCACAAAUUAAAAGAAAAGGCAUUGAACACUUUGGAAUAUUUAAGUAAAUUGUAUGAUGAAGCUGUAAUGGCAUUGGGUGAGGAGGGAAGGGUGCCGAUGCCCCCACCACCAUCACAAGAGUUAUAUGGUGAAGAAGAUUUUGUGGAUAAAAAUCACCAAGGUGAAUUGAUGGAGGAUAACCAUCUAUUGGUGGUAAAACCACCACAAAUAGUAACAGACAUGAUCCCUAAUGCUUUACCAAAUGGAGUUUUGAUAUUACCUAGCGUUACCACAGACCAUAAUGAGGACAGCAAUAGAGUUGCAAACAUUGUGUCAUCUGCUAUUUUGGAAACAGAUCAAUUAAAUGAUCAGCCGAGUCAUGAAGAAGAAGACACUGUCGUAGAUUUAGAAAAUUGUGUUAGCUUGGAUAAAUCCGAUUAUGUCAUGGAAAUAUAUAAAGUUAUUGAUGAUACAACACAAAGUGAUAAUAAUGUACAGGAAAUGGAAAUGGAGAACACCAACGACCAUUAUCGUGAUGAUAACGAUGAUGAUGAUCAGACGACGGUGGUUAGUAGCUAUGGUGGUGAUAUGGAAACUGUCACAACAAAUUCUUUGGAUAAUUUUACAAUUGAAGAAAUCGAUUCACGUUUGUCGUCGUGUAAUGAUGAACAAUAUUCGUAUAUUGAUUCAUAUGUGACAAGUGAAAAAAGCUAUAAUUCCUAUGGAACAAUAAAAACAACAACAACUGCAAAAAGGCGAAGAACCACCGAUAGUCGAAGGACAUUAUCAAUUGGUGAGCCCAUACAAAUAUAUAAUUGUACAGAGUGUACGGAAAUAUUUACCGAAUUGGAGGAUUAUAAAUAUCAUAGUACCUACAUACAUGCCCAGAGUUUUGCCUGCAAGAUGUGUGACACAGUAUUGAAAUCGGCCCGCAGUUUGGCCUCACACAUGAAAAAACACACCGAGACCCCAGCCUUUCAAUGUGAAAUUUGCCAGCGCACCUUUAACCAAAAAGUCCACUAUCAAUAUCACAUGAAUCGCCAUAAUAAUAUACGCAAUUUUAGCUGUGAUCAGUGUGAUAAAACUUUUCUGGCCAAGGCUGAUUUAAAAGUUCAUCAACGUUUGCAUACCGGUAAGGAUGAACGGGUAAUUUUUUUAACAAAUUUUUAUCAUUUAAAAUUUGUUUGUUACUUUUAA